This is a messenger RNA of Leptidea sinapis, 3910 nucleotides long. Its product is annotated as nucleosome assembly protein 1-like 1. Gene Ontology annotation, molecular function: histone binding; chromatin binding. Gene Ontology annotation, cellular component: chromatin; nucleus. Bases 153 to 1334 code for a protein of 393 amino acids. The transcript has 9 exons. The record is from RefSeq and is a predicted model, not a curated record. NCBI's taxonomy places the organism in Eukaryota, Metazoa, Arthropoda, Insecta, Lepidoptera, Pieridae. Gene Ontology annotation, biological process: nucleosome assembly.
UGGCAAUUGGCAUUUGAGAUUUGGCAAGUCUUAAAUCACCCUUGGCAAGUCGCCGGUCAGCAUUCGGCAGCAUUCGCAAUUCGACAACCAUCAAUUUAUUCGCAAUCGCCAUUUUUCUUUUCUACCAAGCAUUGUGGUGUAAAAGAUAAAACAUGGGUUCCGUGAAACAGAGUAAAAAGACUAGAAGUGGGCGCGAAUCGUCUUCCGACAGUGAAUCAGGGAAUGAUGAGACGGUGGUGAGAGACAGCGAUCUAGUGCAACACUUGAUGAGGAGGUAUUUUGAACGCAGUAUUCACACUGAAAAUAUCGCUGCUCUACCACCUAAAGUGCGCCGACGUCUCAAGGCACUCAGAUUCCUGCAGAAGGACUUUGUUGACAUUGAAGCCAAGUUUUAUUCCGAAGUGCACGAGCUGGAAUGCAAAUAUGCCAAACUUUACAAGCCAAUAUUUGAAAAGAGAGCCGAAAUUGUCAAUGGCCAUUAUGAACCUACUGAUGCUGAAUGUCACACACCAUGGCAUGAUGACACCGAGGAGGAAGAGCUAGCAAAAGCUGUUCAAAAUGCUGCCAUCACUGACAAGGAACAGAAUGACCAAAACAAAACUGAAGAACCACCCAUGGACCCAAAUGUCAAAGGAAUUCCAGACUUCUGGUACACAAUAUUCAAGAAUGUCUCCAUGCUAUCAGAACUGAUGCAAGAGCAUGAUGAACCAAUCAUUAAGAGCCUGCAGGAUAUCAAAGUGAUCAUGCAUGAAGACCCAAUUGGAUUUACAAUCGAGUUUCACUUUGCUCCCAAUGACUACUUCACAAACACAGUUCUUACUAAAGAGUACUCAAUGAAAUGCAAGCCUGAUGAAGAAAGCCCAUUGGAAUUUGAAGGACCUGAAAUCUAUGCGUGCAAGGGUUGCACAAUAGACUGGAAGAAGGGCUGUAAUGUAACAAUGAAAACUAUUAAGAAGAAACAGAAGCACAAGUCCCGUGGUUCAGUCCGGACCAUCACCAAGACCGUGCAGGCGGACUCAUUCUUCAACUUCUUCAAUCCACCAAGCAUGCCCGAUGAUCCCAACUCCACCAUCGCAUCUGAUACACAGGCACUGUUGGCUGCGGACUUCGAGAUUGGCCACUACAUCCGCGAGCGAGUGGUGUCGCGUGCCGUGUUGCUGUACACCGGCGAGGGACUCGACGAGGACGACGACGACUACGAGGAGGAGGAGGAGGAAGAAGAAGAAAGUACUUCGGAGGAGAGUGACGAUGAUCACCCCGCGCCUCGGAGACGCAACAAGAAGCCGACGAGCAAGAGCAGUGCGGAGAAUCCCGCAGAGUGUAAACAGCAGUAGAACUGAACCCUCAUCAUCAUCACCAUAUUGGAUCUCUUAUCUGUUUCAGUCGACAAACUCAGUCUCUCCCAAUUUUUUUUGGUUUCAAAAUUACAACUGAAAAAUAGUAUUAAUUCAGAAUGCUAAUAAUGGGUUUUUUAAUAGCAUGUUAUAAUUGCAGGAUUAUUGAGAUCGUAAGUCACUUCUACCAAUGACUUAAUCUUUUAAAUUUCACAUCAUAAUAUUCAUUUUGUACAACUUAUAGAUUUUGUUUUAUAUAUUAUAUAUAUCUGACAUAAAUUAGGCCCGAAAGAAAUUAUAAUUUUUAUAGAAGUAAAACAACUACGAUGUCUUUAAGCGUUAGCAAUUUACAUAAUAUCAUAGGAUAUAAUACUUUAAUAUGUGUUUAAUUCACUCCUCCAGCUUUUAGGGCUGAUAGGUACAUUUAAAUCCAUGUUUAUAUUGAUCGCCCAUCUCGCACAUUGUCAUGGUAUUAGUUGCCAGCGCGGAUGUUGAAAUAAAAAAAAAAAGUCGAAAAAAAAAUACCACGGCGGUCUCUGCAGUUUUUAGAUUUAGUCAGAUAAUUCGAAUUAAGAUUUCUAUACACUACAAUAAUAAUUAUUAUGAAAUGUAAAAAUAAUUUUUCCCACGUUAACUAAAAUAAAAUAAACAAUUUCCAAACGCUAAUUGAAAUGUCGGUGCUUAUAAAUUAUAUUUUAAAAUUACCCUUUAAUAGUUUUUGUUCACUGAGAAUCAGAGUAAUUGUUAUAUUUUUCUACUUGAUUAUUAUUCGCCAUGGCGCUAUUUGUUCCGAUGUGUCUUUAUGUUAUGUACUAGUGAUAAUGGUUAUUUUUAUAAUUAUGUUAACUGAUAAGCGUCUGUCUCGAAUUUCGCUCUCUGAAUCUGCGAAUGUAAUAUAUUUUUUAUUUUAUAUAUUUACAUUUGAGAGCAUUGGUGAUUUUUAAGACCAUUAAUGAAAACAAAAUCACACCUGAAAAUAAAGUUUAAACUUAUUUAAUAAACCAUUAGCGCUAUAAGGCUUUUCAUGCAUUUCAUAAUAUAAUUCAUACUGUUGAAAAGUUAAUUAUUUCAAUGAUUUUGGUAUUUUAAAGACAAUUGUGCACCUACCUAUGUAAUGUUUGUGUUAAGAGUUUCAAUUGCACACCGGUGAAAGGCCGUAUUCGUGUAAUAUUUGUAUUAAGAGUUUCAAUCGAUUCUCAAUUUUGAAUUGAACACCGGUGGAAGGCUGUAUUCUUGUAAUGUUUGUGGUAAGAGUUUCAAUCGAUUCUCAAUUUCAAUUGAACACCGGUGGAAGGCCGUAUUCUUGUAAUGUUUGUGGUAAGAGUUUCAAUCGAUUCUCAAUUUCAAUUGAACACCGGUGGAGGGCCGUAUUCUUGUAAUGUUUGUGGUAAGAGUUUCAAUCGAUGCUAAUUUUCAAUUCCACACCGGUGAAAGGCCGUAGUCGUGUAAUGUUUGUGGUAAGAGUUUCAAUCCAUCCUCAAUUUCAAUUGAUCACCGGUGUAAGGCCGUAUUCUUGUAAUAUUUGUGGUAAGAGUUUCAAUCGAUGCUCAAUUUCACACCGGUGUAAGGCCGUAUUCGUGUAAUGUUUGUGGUAAUAGUUUCAAUCGAUUCUCAAUUUCAAUUGAACACCGGUGGAAGGCCGUAUUCUUGUAAAGUUUGUGGUAAGAGUUUCAAUCAAUGCUAAUUUACAAUUCCACACCGGUGAAAGGCCGUAGCCGUGUAAUGUUUGUGGUAAGAGUUUCAAAAUCGAUUCUCAAUUUCAAUUGCACACCGGUGGAAGGCCGUAUUCGUGUAAUGUUUGUGGUAAGAGUUUCAAUCGAUUCUCAAUUUCAAUUGAACACCGGUGGAAGGCCGUAUUCUUGUAAAGUUUGUAGUAAGAUUUUCAAUCGAUGCUCAAUUUCACACCGGUGUAAGGCCGUAUUCGUGUAAUGUUUGUGGUAAGAGUUUCAAUCGAUUCUCAAUUUCAUUACACACUGGUGGAGGGCCGUAUUCUUGUAAUGUUUGUGGUAAGAGUUUUAAUCGAUGUUAAUUUUCAAUUGCACACCGGUGAGAGGCCGUAGUCGUGUAAUGUUUGUGGUGAGAGUUUCAAAAUCGAAUCUCAAUUUCAAUUGCACACCGGUGGAAGGCCGUAUUCUUGUAAUGUUUGUGGUAAGAGUUUCAAUCGAUGCUAAUUUUCAAUUGCACACCGGUGAAAGACCGAAUUCUUGUAAUUUUUGCAUAUCGGUGAACAGGUGUGUUUGUUAUGGUGUGGUAAUAUUUGAAGAUACGUUAUAACAUAACAGUGACGUGGUUAAAGUUUCAAUCGGCCCAGUAUUUGUAAGUUACAUAAUAUAUACUGGUGAAAAGCCUUAUUCGUUAAUUCAUCGUCAGUAAAUUUCCGAGAGCAAAAUUCGUGGCAGAGUUUCCCUGCUGUUUAUUAACGGUCUGCAAGACUGUAGUUUAGCAUAGAUGCAAUUGUGGACGGAAGUUAUCAAUUGUGGAGGAGAAAGCUAUUUUGUAGUGACCUAUGAAAUAGCACUCGCCAAUUCGCUAUUAGGAUAUCUGUACACUUUAAAAUAAAUAUAACAUUGACAAUU